This is a messenger RNA of Closterium sp. Naga37s-1, 735 nucleotides long. The record is from the annotation of a GenBank genome assembly. NCBI's taxonomy places the organism in Eukaryota, Viridiplantae, Streptophyta, Zygnematophyceae, Desmidiales, Closteriaceae.
AUGGAGCUCAAGACAGGCAGCUACAUCGUUGGCAUCUUGCGUCCCAUCGUCGAGAAGGUUGGCCCCGAGAACGACCUCAUGCUCCAGCUCACCGAGAACGUCCGCGACCACCUUGACGAGCAUGCGGAAGAGGUCCUGUCAAGGGGAGAGGUGGGGGAGAUUCGGAAGAUUGUGCUGGUCCGUUGGGACAAUGGGAUGGCGUGCAACAUGCACUUGGUUGGUCGCAUCCUCAACCCGGCCAACCAGGAAGAGGGAAUCUUCCGCACUGACCUGGAGUGCACGAAGGUCUUCAAGCAGUACGUGUCCAAGCACUUCGACGACCAAACAGUCACCAGGAAGGACGGGGUCGAGCGCCGCGCCUCCCUCGUCAUCCAGGAAGGUUUCACUGCCUUCCUGAACCUCCAGGGCAGUGUCGGCAUGCCCAACGCCAAUGCUGUCCGUCAGACAGUGAAGGAGGGCAAGAUGACCGCGGUGGCCUGGUGGACGUGGCAAGUGACCAAUCAUCCCGAGCUCACCACGCUUGCAUGUCGCGUCCUGACUCAGCCGGUGUCCACAUCACCAUGUGAGCGGAACUGGGUGAAGUUUGAUGCAGUGCAUACGGCAAGGAGGAACCGCCUCGGUGCGGAGAUGCUUCGGGACCUUGUGUACGUGACGCACAAUUGGCGCCAGCACCACAUGCUCGGUCCUCCCGCUGCACACCGCCUGCCCUUUGUUGCCCUCCUCACUGCUGCUUGA